Molecule: messenger RNA, 1083 nt
Organism: Metarhizium acridum CQMa 102
Lineage: Eukaryota; Fungi; Ascomycota; Sordariomycetes; Hypocreales; Clavicipitaceae
Source: RefSeq, a predicted model, not a curated record
AUGGGCUACCCCGAUACUUUCCAAGGUCUCUGCGUCGACGGGCCAGAAACAUGGAACACGUUCCAUAAAUCAGAACUGAAGCCAAAGCCAUUUGGCGACCACGACGUCGACGUCGAAAUCGCAGCGUGCAGCAUCUGCAGCUCGGACCUUCACACCGUCACCGGCGGAUGGGGCGACUACAAAGGGCCUCUCUGCGUCGGCCACGAAGUAGUAGGAAAGGCCGUCAAGGUCGGGCAGCACGUCAAGGACUUGAAGGUCGGCGACCGCGUGGGCGUCGGUGCCCAGGUCUGGGCCUGCCUCGAGUGCGAUCUCUGCAAGGACAAGAACGAGAACUACUGCCCGAAACUCGUGGAUACAUACAACGCCCAGUAUCCCGACGGCAGCUGGGCUCACGGUGGAUUCGCAUCGCACAUCCGAGCCCACGAAUACUUCACCUUCAAGAUCCCAGAUGCGCUGGAGACCAAUGUGGCGGCUCCGUUGCUCUGCGCAGGCAUCACGACAUACUCGCCCAUGGUCCGCGCCCAUGUCGGACCCGGAAAACGCGUUGGCGUCGUUGGAAUCGGAGGCCUGGGCCAUCUUGCCUUGCAAUGGGCCGUGGCUCUCGGCGCAGAGACGUACGCGCUCACCCAUUCUCCUGACAAGAAGGACGACUGCAAGCAGCUGGGCGCCAAGGACGUCAUUCUCACGACGGAGAAGGGCUGGAAUGAGCCUUGGAAGGCCAAGUUUGACUUUGUCAUGAAUUGCGCCGAUGCCACCAACAAGUUCGACAUGUCUGCGUACCUGUCGAUCCUCAAGCCGGGAGCGGACUUUCACAUGGUCGGCAUUCCGGACAAGCCGCUCCCAGAAAUGCCGGCCGGUCUCUUCGCCGGCGGGGCUCCCAAGUUGACUGGUAGUCAUCUUGGAAAUCACCAAGAAAUGGACGCGCUUCUCAAACUUGCCGCCGAGAAGGGUGUCAAGCCGUGGGUUGAGCUUAUGCCUAUCUCGGAGAAGAACUGCGGAGAGGCCUUUCAGAGACAAAAGGAUAACAAGUUUAGGUACCGAUGCACUCUUACGGAAUUUGACAAGGCGUUUCCAAAGGCCUAG